GACAGGCCUGAGCCCAGGCUGAGAUGGGCCGAGACAGGCUGGCAGCGCUGCCCAGGGACUGCUGUAAAUGGGUGGGAUGAUGCUGGCUGCGCCCACCAUCCUCUUUGGUCCCACCCCAUUCACAGGCCAGGCCCGUGAGAGAUCAAUGGGGAGCAGCUCAGAGGAGGGGCGCCUGCAUCGGCUAAGCCAGCUGGACCAAGAUGCAGACCUCCUGGAUGAUGCUGGCACAGCCAGGCCCCGGGCUGCCCUCCCGGAGAACCGGCUGCUGGAGGGGGAGAAGCCGUCACGCAGCACUGGGCAGGGCCCCUUCUUCUACAUCGGAGGCACCAACGGGGCCUCCAUAAUCAGCUCCUACUGCAAGAGCAAGGGCUGGCAGCGCCUCCAGGACAGCCGGCGGGAGGACUACAUGCUCAAGUGGUGCGAGGUCAAGUGCCGCGACAGCUACCACAGCUUCCGGGAAGGUGAACAGCUGCUGUACCAGCUCCCCAACAACAAAGUCCUCACCACCAAGAUUGGGCUGCUCAGCACCCUGCGAGAACACUCGAGGAUCGUGAACAAGACCAAGACGGCUCUGUGUGCCCAGGCCAGGGUCCUGAAAAUGGAAGAAUUUUUCCCGGAGACCUACCGUCUGGACAUCAGGGACGAGAGAGAGGCUUUCUUCGCCCUCUUCGACGAAACCCAGGUAUGGAUCUGCAAGCCCACCGCCUCUAACCAGGGCAAAGGCAUCUUUCUGCUCAGGAACCAAGAGGAAGUCGCCGCCCUCCAGGCCAAGAUCCAGAGCAUCGACGAUGACCCCAUCUACCGCAAGAUGCCAUUCAGGGCGCCGCAGGCGCGGGUGGUGCAAAGGUACAUCCAGAACCCACUGCUGCUGGAUGGGAAGAAGUUCGACGUGCGCUCCUACCUACUCAUCGCCUGCGCCACCCCAUACAUGAUCUUCUUUGGCCAUGGCUAUGCCCGCCUUACCCUCAGCCUUUACAACCCCCAUUCUAGUGAUCUCAGUGGCCACCUGACCAACCAGUUCAUGCAGAAGAAGAGCCCCCUCUACGUGCUGCUCAAGGACGACACGGUGUGGAGCAUGGACCAUCUCAACCGCUACAUCAAUGACAAGUUCAGGAAGACCAAGGGGCUCCCCAGAGACUGGGUCUUCACCACCUUCACGAAACGGAUGCAGCGGAUCAUGGCCCACUGUUUCCAGGCGGUCAAAUCCAAGCUCCAGUGCAAGCUGGGUUACUUUGACCUCAUCGGCUGUGACUUCUUGAUUGACGAGAACUUCAAGGUGUGGCUGCUGGAGAUGAACUCCAACCCGGCUCUGCACACCAACUGUGAAGUCCUGAAGGAGGUGAUUCCGGGCGUGGUCACGGAGACGCUGGACCUGGCUCUCGAGACCUUCGGGAAGAGCUCCGGCAGCCAGAAGAUGCUGCCCUUGCAGUCGCAGCACCGCUUCGCGCUCCUGUACAACGGCGACGCAGACCUAUGGCCGCGCCCGGGGGGCUUCCGCAGCUCGCCCCCGCUCCGCGCCGCCGACAGGCCUUCCGCCUGCCGCCCCGACGGCGCCCCGGGCAGCGAGCCGCCGCGAGCGGGAGGCGGGGACCCUACGCGGGAGCCCUCGCCGGGGUCGACCGCGGAGGGGCGCGCGGCGCGCGAGGACGCGGGCCACCGGCGCCCCCUCGGGGACCUAUAAAGACCACUUGUUACAAACACCGCCUCCGCCGCGCGGAUGCCCCAGGCUUCCCCACGCGCGCUCCCGGGGCCCCGAACUUUCCUGCAGGCAGCAGGCUGCAGAGGCCAGGAGACCCUGGGCUAUUGGUGAGGGGCGCAUGGUGGCAGCAGAACCGCCCUGAAGGCUGCGCCCCACGACUGGCCCCACGUAUCCAAGUCACUGUGUUGUGCGUGAGCCCAGCCUCAAGGUUUCAGGCGGCUCAGGGCCUCGGACGUGUCCAAGCUCUCUACCACCACCCAGUGCCCCGGCCCCCCGUAAUCCCCUCGCCGCACUGCCCCCAAGCCAGCACACACCCUGGCCGGGAUCCCCAGCGUGCACACCUCCUACUCCCCGUCACGAGUCCUGCCCUAACCUCUCCAACGGUCGCCACUGUCACAAACACCCUCCUCCUGACACGCCCACACUCAAAUCCACCCCACGUCAGUGGGUCCACCGCUGGCGGGACCUGUCUCCCCGCGAUCAGGCUGCUCCACAGGGGGCAGCUGUCUCCAUUCCCCGGGGGCAAGGACCGCAGCACCCCUAGAGGGCGCCGUGCACCGCUGGGUCCCAGCCAGCCCACAGGAGGGGUGCAGCCGGGGAGCCAGGAACAGGGAGGGGCUGGGGCUCAGAGUCGUCCCCCAGGUCACAGAGUUACUGGGGCCCACGUCCAGGGCCAGGGACCCACCUGUCCAGCCAUCCCCAUCCUGCCCACCAGCUCUAACACGCCCCCACCCCACUGCAUCCCUCAUCGUCCUGGUGCCGUGGCCUGGAGUGUGAGGUCCCUAGCAAGAGGCAAGAAGCACACACUUGUCGCUGUGUGAUUGGGGUCCCCUCCCAGUGCGUUCGGUGGUCUCUCCAUGAGGAGACAAGCUCAGCCACUGCCUGUAUCCGGGGAC
Messenger RNA from Manis pentadactyla (Chinese pangolin), 2595 nucleotides. RefSeq names its product tubulin tyrosine ligase like 10 (gene TTLL10). The transcript is spliced from 11 exons. The coding region runs from base 68 to 1681 and encodes 537 amino acids. NCBI's taxonomy places the organism in Eukaryota, Metazoa, Chordata, Mammalia, Pholidota, Manidae. Gene Ontology annotation, biological process: protein modification process. The record is from RefSeq and is a predicted model, not a curated record.